This is a messenger RNA of Diaporthe batatas, 810 nucleotides long. RefSeq lists its product as uncharacterized. Lineage: Eukaryota; Fungi; Ascomycota; Sordariomycetes; Diaporthales; Diaporthaceae. The coding region runs from base 1 to 810 and encodes 269 amino acids. The record is from RefSeq and is a predicted model, not a curated record. The transcript has a single exon.
AUGGCGACAGCUAGCAGCCCGUCGAGGAUCGUUUCCAAGGAGGAUCUGGAUGCCGAGAUCAAAUCGCGGAGCUCGGCCCUCGAGUUUUCGAAGCGAGGUCCGAAUUGUAGAGGCUGCUUCGAAAUUUUCUUGAAGACUGUGUGCGGACAUGUCUACACCGUUCGCGAACGCUGUCAGCCGAAGGGCUUGGUAUGCGCAGGUUCUGAAUUAUUGAUUGUUCACUGGGACGAUCUCACCUUGGAUUUGGGCAAAGGCAAGUGUCAAACCUGCCUUAGAAUUCACAAGUACCAGGCAAACCACUCAGAAUCUCUCAGUAAGCAAUACGCUAGCCGGUUCAGGUUCAAACCGACGAAGAUAGCUGCGAAGAAGAGAAUGGAGGCUGUCAAGGAGCAGUGGCUGAGAGAGUGCGUCGAACAGAACAUCCCCGUCUCCGGCCUCACCCGUGCACAGGCUGACGCUCUUGCAGCUGAGAAGGACAAGGUAAAAGCAGAGGUUUCACCCUCAAGCUCUAAGGAAGACUCAAAGCCUUCUCAGUUGGUCAUCCCUGACUUUUCCGACUUUGUAGGCGACCACCCCGGAAUGCUGCACGACCCAAACUUAGAGACCGAGUGGACGAAGCGAAGCAAGUGUCUUGUGGAAAAGGUAGGGGGUGUCUCUCGCGCAGAGACCAAUCCUGAUGUCCCGCAAAUUCCUAUUGAUGACCCCAGCCCCGCGUUUAUUUUCCGCUCCCCCUUUCUCUCGAAGUCUCCUACUAACCAGGCCCACGUGGAAACUGAGGAUCAGACCUCCUCUGAGACAAAAUGUUCGUAG